GGAUCCGGCGCGCUGGGAAGCGCCGCGGAGGACGCAGCGGNGACGCGGGGCGGCGGCGGCGGCGGGGGGCGCGCGGCUCCGGGCGCGGCGCCUGCACCAUGAACUACCAGCAGCAGCUGGCCAACUCGGCUGCCAUCCGGGCCGAGAUCCAGCGCUUCGAGUCGGUCCACCCCAACAUCUACUCCAUCUACGAGCUGCUGGAGCGCGUGGAGGAGCCGGUGCUGCAGAACCAAAUCCGGGAGCACGUCAUCGCCAUCGAAGAUGCCUUCGUGAACAGCCAGGAAUGGACGUUGAGUCGAUCUGUCCCGGAGCUCAAAGUGGGCAUUGUGGGUAACUUGGCCAGCGGCAAGUCGGCCCUGGUGCACCGCUAUCUGACCGGCACGUAUGUCCAGGAGGAGUCUCCCGAAGGUGGCAGGUUCAAGAAAGAGAUCGUCGUCGACGGACAAAGCUAUCUGCUGCUGAUCCGAGAUGAAGGCGGCCCCCCGGAGGCCCAGUUCGCCAUGUGGGUGGACGCCGUCAUAUUUGUCUUCAGCUUGGAGGACGAGAUCAGCUUCCAGACUGUCUACCACUACUACAGCCGCAUGGCCAACUACCGCAACACAAGCGAGAUCCCGCUGGUCCUGGUGGGGACGCAGGACGCCAUCAGCUCCACCAACCCGCGGGUCAUCGACGACGCCCGGGCGCGGAAGCUCUCCAGCGACCUCAAGAGGUGCACGUACUACGAGACGUGCGCCACCUACGGGCUGAACGUGGAGCGCGUCUUCCAGGACGUUGCCCAGAAGAUUGUCGCCACGAGGAAGAAGCAGCAGCUGUCCAUAGGUCCCUGCAAGUCCCUCCCUAACUCACCCAGCCACUCGUCCGUCUGCUCCGCCCAGGUGUCCGCCGUGCACAUCAGCCAGACGAGUAACGGGGGCGGGAGCCUGAGCGACUAUUCCUCCUCCGUGCCGUCCACGCCGAGCACCAGCCAGAAGGAGCUCCGCAUCGACGUGCCGCCCGCGGCCAACACGCCCACGCCUGUCCGAAAGCAGUCCAAGCGCCGGUCCAACCUCUUCACUUCUCGGAAAGGGAGUGACCCAGACAAAGAGAAGAAAGGCCUGGAGAGUCGAGCGGACAGCAUCGGGAGCGGUCGAGCCAUCCCAAUUAAACAGGGCAUGCUGCUGAAGCGCAGUGGCAAAUCAUUAAACAAGGAGUGGAAGAAGAAGUAUGUCACCCUGUGUGACAACGGUGUGCUGACCUACCACCCGAGUUUACAUGAUUACAUGCAGAAUGUUCACGGUAAAGAGAUUGAUCUUCUGAGAACCACUGUGAAAGUCCCAGGGAAGAGGCCCCCCCGAGCCACGUCAGCCUGCGCACCCAUCUCCAGCCCGAAAACCAAUGGCCUGUCCAAGGACAUGAGCAGCUUGCACAUUUCACCAAAUUCAGGGAAUGUCACUAGUGCGCCUGGGUCUCAGAUGGCGAGCGGCGUCAGCCUGGGCUCCUUCAACAGCCGAGCGGACGGCAUGCAGCAGCGGUCCUACUCUGUCUCCAGUGCCGACCAGUGGAGCGAGGCUACGGUCAUUGCAAAUUCAGCCGUCAGCAGUGACACGGGGCUGGGUGACCCCCUGUGCUCAAGCCCCAGCAUUUCCAGCACCGCCAGCCCCAAGCUCGACCCGCCCCCCUCCCCUCACGCCAACAGAAAGAAGCAUCGGAGGAAGAAAAGCACCAGCAACUUCAAAGCCGACGGCCUCUCCGGCACCGCUGACGAGCAAGAAGAAAACUUUGAGUUUAUCAUUGUGUCCCUCACUGGCCAGACGUGGCACUUUGAAGCCACCACAUACGAGGAGCGAGACGCGUGGGUCCAGGCCAUUGAGAGCCAAAUCCUCGCCAGCCUGCAGUCAUGCGAGAGCAGCAAGAACAAGUCCCGGCUGACCAGCCAGAGUGAGGCCAUGGCCUUGCAGUCGAUACGGAACAUCCGUGGGAACUCCCACUGCGUGGACUGCGAGACCCAGAAUCCCAACUGGGCCAGUCUGAACUUGGGAGCCCUCAUGUGUAUCGAGUGCUCAGGGAUCCACCGGAAUCUCGGCACCCACCUCUCUCGAGUCCGGUCUCUGGACCUCGACGACUGGCCCAUUGAGCUCAUCAAGGUGAUGUCGUCCAUCGGGAACGAGCUGGCCAACAGCGUCUGGGAGGAGAGCACCCAGGGGCGGACGAAGCCCUCGCUGGACUCCACAAGGGAGGAGAAGGAGCGGUGGAUCCGGGCCAAGUACGAGCAGAAACUCUUCCUGGCCCCGCUGCCCUGCACGGAGCUGUCCCUGGGCCAGCACCUGCUGCGGGCCACGGCCGACGAGGACCUGCGGACGGUCAUCCUGCUGCUGGCGCACGGCUCCCGGGACGAGGUGAACGAAACCUGCGGGGACGCAGACGGCCGCACGGCGCUGCACCUGGCCUGCCGGAAGGGCAGCGUGGUCCUGGCCCAGCUGCUCAUCUGGUACGGCGUGGACGUGAUGGCCCGCGACGCGCACGGGAACACGGCGCUGGCCUACGCGCGGCAGGCCUCCAGCCAGGAGUGCACCGAGGUCCUUCUGCAAUACGGCUGCCCCGACGAGCGCUUCGCGCUCAUGGCCACCCCCAACCUGUCCCGGAAGAACACUAACCGCAACAACAGCGGCGGGAGGGUGCCCACCGUCAUCUGAGGACCGCGGUGUGCCCGCAGCCUCCCGCGCGCGCCCUGGGGAG
Odocoileus virginianus texanus is the source of this 2715-nucleotide messenger RNA. RefSeq names its product ArfGAP with GTPase domain, ankyrin repeat and PH domain 1 (gene AGAP1). Gene Ontology annotation, biological process: activation of GTPase activity. NCBI's taxonomy places the organism in Eukaryota, Metazoa, Chordata, Mammalia, Artiodactyla, Cervidae. Gene Ontology annotation, molecular function: GTP binding; GTPase activity; GTPase activator activity. The record is from RefSeq and is a predicted model, not a curated record.